CUCUGGGUCCCACGUGCGAGCUGCCCAUAAACCCUAAUCCCUGAAUCGCUCCCCACCCGCUCCAUCUCGCGCUCGAUUCGAAUCGAAGCCCCCUCGCUUGCUGGUUGCUGCUGCUGCUGCAAUGGAGGACACAGCGGUGGAGGAGGCGGAGGUGAGCGGCGCGGCGGAGUUCGCGCCGGCGCUCGUCGCCGCCCACCCGCAAGGCCACUCCGUCGCCGUCGCCGUCGGGCCCGAGCUCCGCGUGUUCGAUCUCAAGGCUGGUUGUGCAGUUUCAUUGUCAGAUGACUGUGGCGGCGGUUCUCAUUCGGAUGCUAUUAGAGCUAUUUGCUUUAGUGUGAAUGGUGUUUUGUUUGCGUCUGGUGGUGAUGACAAGCUUGUGAAGGUGUGGAAGACUGAUUCGUGGCGUUGCAUCCGGACUCUAACUUCAGAGAAGAGGGUCAGCGCAGUUGCUAUUAGCAACGAUGAUCUGUAUGUUACUUUUUCUGAUAAAUUUGGCGUUGUUUGGUUAGUCACUAUGGGGGAUGAUGGUGGAGAGCAGGUUUCAGUUGAUAACAAACCUGUGUCAAUUCUUGGUCACUAUUGUAGUAUCAUCACUAGCAUGAAGUUUUCACCAGACGGACGGUUUAUUGCUACUGCUGAUAGGGACUUUAAAAUCCGAGUCACAUUAUUCCCAAAUAAUCCUCUAAAAGGGGCCCACGAAAUACAGAGCUUUUGCCUUGGACAUACAGACUUUGUCUCGUGCAUCGCCUUCGCACGCAUAUCAGAAAGUCAGAGCUUUCUUAUAUCAGGAGGCGGCGAUUCAACUGUUCGCCUAUGGGACUACAUAAAUGGAUAUCUCCUUGAUACAUGUCAAGUCAGAGACAAGGUGGGAGAAUUCAUAGAGACAAACGAAACUGAUGACAGCAAUCUAGCCAUUGCAGAUAUAUGUCUGAGUAAUGACGGCUCACUGGUCGCCGUAGCAAUUCAAAGUUUCAAUGGCGUAAUGCUUUUAACAUGUGAUCUAAUAGGAAAGAAGUUAUCUUUUCUAAAGGUGAUUACAAUGGAAAAGAGCUAUAUUCCCACUAGCUUAGCUUCCAGCUUAUCAGCAGAACUCCUGUGGACUGUCAUGGGCGCAUCAAACGUGCCUAACCAGGCUGCCUCCCAGUUAUUUACCCGUUUAAGGAUCAUUCCCCACUUCCAAAAUGAUCUAUUAUCGUCUUCUAAUAAUGGUCCUGUAAUCCUCGAAGACAGUGAAGUACCACACGGUGAGAAGCUUCUUUUGGCGCUGCAAGGGAGCCUUGACAUUGCAAAGCAAGAGGAAGUGUUAGCCUCAGUGCUGGCUUCGCUGAAAGUUUCGAUGCAUAAGAUGCUGGUGAAGAAGCACUACUCGGAAGAGAGAAGAGAGCAGAGGAAAAGAGGCAGAAACGAUAAGAAAAUCAAGAGCUAGCUCAACCUGUGGUUUCAACUUUCAACGAAACAAUAGAACAGGUCUUUGUUGCUGUGUUGUACCAUCACUAAUUUGAAACACAGGGAUUGUAUUAACAACUGUAAGAGUAAAUUUAUACUAAAUUAUUUGCUUAUGAUCCGUUAGCAUAACAACAAUUCAGCUGAUUACUUCAGUAAAAAUUGAUGCAGUUUUCGUGUCUCCU
Messenger RNA from Phragmites australis (common reed), 1628 nucleotides. RefSeq lists its product as uncharacterized. Gene Ontology annotation, biological process: RNA (guanine-N7)-methylation. Gene Ontology annotation, molecular function: tRNA (guanine(46)-N7)-methyltransferase activity; protein binding. The transcript is spliced from 10 exons. Lineage: Eukaryota; Viridiplantae; Streptophyta; Magnoliopsida; Poales; Poaceae. Gene Ontology annotation, cellular component: nucleus; cytosol; tRNA methyltransferase complex. The coding region runs from base 122 to 1426 and encodes 434 amino acids. The record is from RefSeq and is a predicted model, not a curated record.